Molecule: messenger RNA, 1125 nt
Organism: Oppiella nova
Lineage: Eukaryota; Metazoa; Arthropoda; Arachnida; Sarcoptiformes; Oppiidae
Source: the annotation of a GenBank genome assembly
CUGCAAUGACACGUAUUUGUGUACCAAAAAGUGCUAAAUCAUGGACUCAUUGAUCAAUGACUGGCGGAUUGACCACUGAUUUCGUCAUCCGAGUCGAGACUAUUCCAGAAAAUUGGACCACUUUUUGCAUAUAAGAGUGGAUUCUGUGUUCAAAUGAGCCAUUCAUUGAGCUAACGAUUGGACCAUUAGUUGAGCUCAUUAUUGAUCACAAAUAUAGCACUUAUUGUCCAUUAGUUUUGUAUGAAUUAUACAUAAAAGCAAUCAUUUGUUGGUUUGUUUCGUACGAUUGGAUCACGUCUUUGACGAUCACCACAAGAAGUGAUGGAAUUUCCAGAUUUGGGUCAACACUGCUCUCACAGUUCGUGCCAUCGAUUGGACUUCCUCCCCGUCCGCUGUGACCUGUGUUCGGGUGUCUUCUGCGCCGACCACUACUCCUACUCAUCGCACGGCUGCGAGAAGGGUCUCCAUCUGGACAAUCAGGUCCCGGUGUGUCCACUCUGUGACAAACCUGUGCCCAUCAAACGCGGGGAACUGCCGGACAUAAGGGUUGGCCAACACAUAGACCUCGACUGCGAGUCGGAUCCGGCGCUCAAGAAACGCAACCAAAUCUACCGAAACAAGUGUUGGGUUAAGGGAUGCAAACAGAAAGAGUUGGUUCCCUUGUUAUGCAACGACUGUCACCACAACUACUGCCUGAAGCACAGACACCCGGCCGACCACACCUGUGAGCCCACCCGUACAGCCCCGGCCGCCAGCGCCGUCUCGAUGGCCGGCUCUGCGGCGAUGAAACGCUUCGAGCAAAUGAAGACAAAUGUGACGCAAAGAGUGUCUCAGAUGUCGAGUCAGAUGUCCAUGAAGUCGAGCCCACAGUCCGUGAGAUCCCAUUCCAACGACGUCUUCGGCGUUCAGGGAAACUAUAGCGAAGACGAGGCCUUAGCGCGCGCUCUGCAGCAGUCGAUGUUAGAUGAGAACCAUUCCUCCGGUGCGACCAAUACUACUCAAUACGACAGAGAUUUGGCGAAAGCGAUUGAGGAGUCGCAGAGGAAUGCCGUCAGGAAUAAAGACAAAUGCAGUGUUUCUUGAGGUGUAGUCAUUAGUUAUAAUUAGAAAUCAAUUGUUUUUUCA